Molecule: messenger RNA, 1120 nt
Organism: Malania oleifera
Lineage: Eukaryota; Viridiplantae; Streptophyta; Magnoliopsida; Santalales; Ximeniaceae
Product: 21 kDa protein-like
Exons: 1
Coding region: 183-785 (200 amino acids)
Biological process (GO): negative regulation of catalytic activity
Molecular function (GO): enzyme inhibitor activity
Source: RefSeq, a predicted model, not a curated record
AGAUGACGAACAUGCAUGCAUUUUUUGAGACCCCUAAUUCAAUCUCAAUUCACACUCUCACUCUGACUCUCACUCUCACUCAAACCCAAUAGCCUACCUUGUCUGCAUCUAUAUAAAGCACGCCCUCCCCUCCCCUCCCCUCCCCUCCUUCUAAGCCACACAGCUACACAAAAGCUACAAAAAUGGGAAUCUCCACUUCAAAUCAUUCUAUCCCACUUCUUCUUCCUCUUCUAGCCACCCUCUUAUACAGCUCCGCCGCCAGCAGACCCUUCGCCGUAAAACCCACCACCACCGAGUUCAUCCGGCGAUCCUGCGGCGCCACCACCUACCCAAGACUUUGCUUCGCCUCCCUCUACACCCACGCCGGCCUAAUUCAAACCAGCCCCAUGCUUCUGGCCGACACGGCGCUCACGGUGGCGUUCCAGACGGCGCAGUCGGCAGCGGCGGCGGUGCUGCGGAUGUCGGGGACGCACGGCAUGAGGGCGAGCGAGGCGGCCGCCGUCCGCGACUGCGUGGAGGAGGUGGGGGACUCCAUAGACGAGCUCCGGGAGUCGCUGGUGGAGAUGAAGAAGCUGAAAGGCUCAAAUUUUGAAGCCGUCAUGAGCGACGUGCAGACUUGGGUGAGUGCGGCGCUGACAGACGACGACACAUGCACGGACGGGUUCGCCGGAAAAGCCAUGGACGGGAAUGUGAAGGCCGCCGUGAGAGGGCAUAUUCUGAAUAUUGCACAUCUCACUAGCAAUGCGUUGGCUUUGAUCAAUCAAUAUGCCUCCCUUCAUGGCUAGCUAGCUAGCUCAAUUAGCUCAAGAAAUUGUUGUAGCAUAUUUUUCUUGUAACUGUUGUAUGUUGCGAAGAAGAGGAAUGCAUUCCAGUACUUCGUCACCAUUAGGAUUCGUGGGACAAGAGAGACACAGGUUUUAGGGCACACGUCACUCGGAAAAUAUUAACCACACCGUGUGUGUGUGUGUGUGUGUGUGUGUGUGUGAUCAUACAUGGUUUUGUCAUGUAUGCAGAAAAUUACCUGUAUAAUAUGGUGAUUUAGUAUAUAUAUAUAUAUAUAUAUAUAUUUUUUGUAUAUCUAAUAAUUUCUCGAGGUCUCUCUCCUCUGUGUUUCAAGCCA